AAAGAGUUUCUGAGGGCGCAUGGCUUGCCUGCACCCUGAGGAGACCCACCCCAGCGCAGUCUUGAUGGGGGUGGGGAAGAGCUUUUGCUGGACCCCUGGACCAGAGUGCUUUCUUGGCUGCCCGCAGAUGCCUGAAAACGUGGGUGGGCCCCCAACCGUGUCCCCGGGAUCCUGGGGGAAUAUUGGAGUCUUUUCUGGGUUAAAGCAACACUCCUAAAUCCUUUCUCCCAAGAGGGGGCCUAUUGCUGUCCUAGCUUCCUUUCCCCAGAUUACAGGGCCUCCAUCGGCCCCGUGGAGUGGGCCAUGGGCCAGUCAGAGCCUCUAGGUCUAGUGGCUUCUCGACCUGGGAGUUUUGAUGGGUGAGGGUGGGUGGGCCUAAGACCUAAGUAAUUGCCGAGAACGUGGAACAGCGUUCGUGAUGGCAGAAUUUGAGGGACCACCAGGAAGGGCCUGGGCAGAGCCACAAACCCUGAAGCUGCCCUUCUGAACUCUUUACCCUCUUCGCAGGACCAGAGUCCCCGACCUCCCCCCACCCCUGGUGGGGGCGAAGGGGGUGGGGGAGGCUAGAGCGGGACCGCGCCCUCGGAAGCGGGGCCAGGCAGCCGGCUGAGCCAGGCCCCGCUCCGCCCCUUGGGGCUCUCCCCAGGGUAAUGCCUCGGAGGCUUCCAACGCAUUCCGGCAGCGCAGAGCGCAGCCGCCCAGCCUCCCGCUGUAGCCCAAUUCCCGCCCCGCAGUUCGCUUCUGCGGCUCCAGGGGUAGCGGGAGCGGGGGGCGCCGCGCUGGCCCCGCCCCAGCCCCCGGAGGAAGGGGGAUCGCUCCCUGCCAGUGGGAGGGGUCGCGGGCCGCGCUCCUUCUCCCCACCCGCCAGCCCCCGGGUUAAAUGCGGCCGCCGCCUCCGCUCGCUCCAGCUGCCUGGCGGUCCCCACCUCCGGCAAGCCGCCCGCGCCGUUACCUGGUCCAACUGCCCCGGAGGCUCCGCCCGUCGGCUCCGCUCUGCGGCCGCGCCUCGGAGCUGUCCGGCAGGCUCAGGUCCUGAUAGUUCCGCUCUCUGUUCCCCAAGCGCCAUGAGGGGGCUUCUAGGUUUGCUGCUGCCCCUGUUACUGCUCCUUCUCCAGCCCUGGGAAACGCAGCUCCAGUUCGCAGGUCCCAGGUGCCGCACUGGGCCCCUGGAUUUGGUGUUCGUGAUUGAUAGCUCCCGCAGCGUGCGCCCCUUCGAAUUUGAGACGAUGCGGCAGUUCCUGGUGGGCCUCCUCCGCAGCUUGGACGUAGGACCUAACGCCACGCGCGUCGGAGUAAUCCAGUAUUCGAGUCAAGUGCAGAGCGUCUUCCCGCUCGGUGCCUUUUCGCGCCGUGAGGAUAUGGAGGGCGCCAUCCGCGCUUUAGUGCCACUGGCGCAGGGCACCAUGACGGGUCUGGCAAUCCAGUAUGCCAUGAACGUGGCCUUCAGCGUGGCCGAGGGCGCGCGCCCACCAGAGGCGCGCGUGCCGCGUGUCGCUGUCAUCGUGACCGACGGGAGGCCCCAGGAUCGCGUGGCCGAAGUGGCGGCGCAGGCGCGCUCCCGUGGCAUCGAGAUCUACGCCGUGGGUGUGCAGCGCGCCGACGUCGGCUCCCUGCGCGCCAUGGCAUCUCCCCCGCUGGACGAGCACGUCUUCCUUGUUGAGUCCUUCGACCUCAUCCAGGAGUUUGGCCAGCAGUUCCAGGGCCGGCUGUGUCGAAAGGACUUGUGUGCUGAGGGGGGACACGGCUGCCAGCACCAGUGUGUGAGCGCCCCAGGCACGUUCCACUGUGCCUGCAACCCUGGCUACCGGCUAGCAGCAGAUAACAAGAGCUGUUUGGCCAUCAACCUGUGCGCCGAAGAGACCCAUGGCUGUGAGCAUCAUUGCGUCAGCUCCCCAGGCUCCUAUUUCUGUCACUGCCGAGCUGGCUUUGUACUCCAGCAGGACCAGAGGAGCUGCAGGGCCAUUGACUACUGCGGCUUUGGGAACCACAGCUGCCAACAUGAGUGUGUUAACACCUUUGGUGGCCCGAGGUGCCGCUGCAGAGAGGGCCAUGACUUGCUGCCUGACGGGAGGAGCUGUCAGGCCCGGGACCUUUGCAACGGUGUAGACCAUGGAUGCGAGUUCCAGUGUGUGAGUGAGGGCCUCUCCUACCGCUGCCUGUGCCCUGAGGGGCAGCAGCUCCUGGCAGAUGGCAAGAGCUGCAACCGAUGCCGGGAAGGCCAUGUGGACCUGGUUCUGCUGGUCGAUGGUUCCAAGAGUGUGCGCCCGCAGAACUUCGAGCUGGUGAAGCGCUUCGUGAACCAGAUCGUGGACUUUCUGGACGUGUCCCCCGAGGGCACGCGCGUGGGACUGGUGCAGUUCUCCAGCCGCGUGCGUACCGAGUUCCCCCUGGGCCGCUACGGCACAGCGGCCGAGGUGAAGCAGGCGGUCCUGGCCGUGGAGUACAUGGAGCGCGGCACCAUGACCGGGCUGGCGCUGCGCCACAUGGUGGAGCACAGCUUCUCGGAGGCUCAGGGCGCGCGGCCCCGAGCCCUCAACGUGCCACGCGUGGGCCUGGUCUUCACCGACGGCCGCUCCCAGGAUGACGUCUCAGUGUGGGCAGCGCGCGCCAAGGAGGAAGGCAUCGUUAUGUACGCGGUGGGCGUGGGCAAAGCGGUGGAGGAGGAGCUGCGAGAAAUCGCCUCGGAGCCGGCGGAACUACACGUGUCCUACUCGCCUGACUUCAGCACCAUGACGCACCUGCUGGAGAACCUCAAAGGCAGCAUCUGCCCAGAGGAGGGCAUCGGCGCCGGGACAGAGCUUCGGAGCCCCUGCGAAUGCGACAGCCUCGUGGAGUUCCAGGGACGCACGCUGGGGGCGCUCGAGAGUCUGUCGCAGAAUCUGGCCCAGCUGACCGCGCGCCUGGAGGAACUGGAGAACCAGCUGGCCGCCCAGAAGUGAGGGCCGCGAGUGGUCCAGACCCGGGCAGGGGGCGCAGAUUCGCGGACUGGGUCCCCCCGUGCGCUUUUGGGGAGCCGGGGCCGGGCAGAACCUGGGUCCCCCGGGCUUGGGCUGUCGGGGAGGAGGCGCUGGCGGGCUCCCAGCGCUGCGCUCGAGCUGGCCUCGCCUGGACCAGAAGCCGGACUGCGGGGGCGCGGGGGGAGAGGAUGUGGGGGACGCGUGCUGCGCUCGGUUCUUUGUUGGAUUUCUUUUUUUGUUUUCUUUUUCUAAAAAAAAAAAAAAAAAAAUCUGGUUUCCAC
Messenger RNA from Sus scrofa (pig), 3238 nucleotides. It is a transcript of the gene MATN4, whose product is annotated as matrilin 4. The record is from RefSeq and is a predicted model, not a curated record. Gene Ontology annotation, molecular function: calcium ion binding. NCBI's taxonomy places the organism in Eukaryota, Metazoa, Chordata, Mammalia, Artiodactyla, Suidae.